GGCUCGAGUGCCCCCUCCUCCCUCCCCUCUCCGUGUUGCCGGCACUCGGGGCACGCUGUCCCCAUGCCCCACGGGCGGAGGGAAGAGGAAGGGAAGGGGAGGCCAGUUUGUGCGGGGCUUGGGGCAGCUUUGUCACUUGCUUGGUGUCCUCUCGGGAAGGGGGGAGGGGAGGGCGUUAUUCGGUGCCGCCGGCGGAGCUGACAGCCGGGGUGCCGGGCGGGGAAGGACCCCUUCUCCCUCGGCCUGCGCGCCGCCCCGCGCCUCCCUGCAUGUGGCCUUAGGGGCGGUGGGCAACGAGCCCUGCCGUUCCCCCGCAGCUCUUCGGGCAGCCCACCAGGGAGCCCAGCGGCUCCCGGAGGAAGGGGCUGGGGAAAACUUCCCCGGGUGGCUGUGGGCUGGCAGCGAAGCGGAGAGGGCAGGGCGGGCAGCGCUUCUCGCGCGCUCCGGGCACGCAUGCACCCACUGUCUCCAACGAGCGCCUCCGCGCUUUGCUAGAGAAUCGGCGUCGUUGCGGCUUUUAUGAACGCCCCUCGUUAGCAUAUGGCGGCUCGCCCCGCCCCCGGCGGCGCUGAUAGGGGGGAAGCGUCCCCAAGGGCCGGCCGCGGGCCACCUCCUCUCGUCGAUUGGUCCUCGGGACGGGCUAUUCCGCCUUGUGCCCCGCCUCCUCGUGACGUUUCGAGAAGCAACUUUCUGUGGGGUUGAUUUGAAUAUCUCGGCCUGCCCCGGCUUGUGGGUUCUGAUUGGCUGUGGCGGCAGCAGCGGGCAGGCCAACCUUGGGCGUCCGGACUGUGAUUGACGUGUUCUCGGGACUCUCCCCGCCUCCCCUUGCUCGUGAAUGGCGCACUGGUGCUGGAGGAGGCGGGCGCAAUCUCGCUCUCCCCGCUGCAAUUGGCUGGUGUGGGUUUUUUUUUUUAAUUACUGUUUUUCACUCUUCUGGUUCUUUCUGGUUCCGAUUGGGAGUCCCGGGCAACGGGGGCGGGCUCUCCCCAUCGGCCGCUCUGAUAGGCGCGGGGGUGGACGGGACACCGCCCCUCUCCGCCCGGUCCCCGCCGCCUCCUCCCCCGCUUCCUCUGGCUCCCCUGUUACGCUGUGAACCGGGGGGCCCGCCGCCGGUUUCCUGCCGGAGAACAAUAGCUGCUCUGUCACUUCCGGGGCGGUGUCGCCCCGCUGGUUGCUAGGAGAAGGCGGCUGCCGUGGCCCGGAGGGAUGAGGCGGCUUCCUGCCUGCCUGCCGGGCCGGCGGGCGGAGGCUGGCUUUACGUUAGGACCGUUAUGGCCCCGCAGUGGCGCCCGCCCUUCCCCGCGCUCCCUCUCCGGCCGCGGAGCACGCGGGAGAUUCUGAAGGACCUGGAUGAUUACUAUGAAAAAUUUAAACGAGAGACAGAUGCUGUGCAGAAGAGAAGAAUGUUGCACUGCAUUCAAAGAGCGUUGAUUCGGAGUCAGGAACUGGGGGAUGAGAAGAUCCAAAUUGUCAGUCAGAUGGUGGAGCUCGUUGAAAACAGAACCAGGCAAGUGGACAGCCACGUGGAGCUGUUUGAGACUUGUCAAGAGACUAACGAUACCACUGGAAACAGCGGGAAGGCCAGCCAGGAUAAGUCAAAGAACGAGACAAUCACACAGGCUGAAAAGCCCAACAAUAAGAGAUCGAGGCGGCAAAGAAAUAAUGAGAAUCGAGAAAAUGCUUCUAAUAAUCAUGAUCAUGAUGACAUUAUCUCAGGAACUCCAAAAGAAAAGAAAGCAAAAACAUCAAAGAAGAAGAAACGAUCCAAGGCUAAAGCAGAGCGGGAAGCUUCUCCCCCAGACCUUCCCAUUGACCCUAACGAGCCAACAUACUGCUUGUGCAACCAAGUCUCCUAUGGAGAAAUGAUCGGAUGCGAUAACGACGAGUGCCCCAUUGAGUGGUUUCACUUUUCCUGUGUGGGACUCAAUCAUAAACCAAAGGGCAAAUGGUACUGCCCCAAAUGUCGAGGAGAAAAUGAGAAAACUAUGGACAAGGCAUUGGAGAAGUCUAAAAAAGAAAGGGCCUACAACAGGUAGUUGGUAGACUUUUCAUAGUGAAGAAAAACAAAACCACCAAACCAGUGUAUUUAUUGUCAGUGUCACCUUUGUUGAGGUGAAAGGAUUGUAAAAUGUAUAUUUUUAAAGGAGGUUUAAAACUGAACCAUUCCUGUUAUAGGGACGGCAAUAAGCAAUUUUGGUUUUCGUUUGGUAAACUGUAACAAGACUGUGGUCUGUGGACCAAUGUAUUCCAAAAGUAAAGUUAUAAGAGUUUAAACUGAGUAUUUGGGUGGGUCUUAAAAGAUAAAUUAAUACUCCUUGUUUGUUUUUGUUUUCUUUUGUUUUGUUUUUCUUUCAGUGCUGGUAGCACUCUACCCAUUAAAAUUUUGAUGACAAAUAUCUCUGAAAUGUAAUUUCGUUUUCUUUAUCGAAGAAUGUUAUUUACCUUUUGAGCAAAAUUGUUAAGUAGUUUAGCCCUCUGGUUGUGUCUGAAUAAAGCUGCAAUACAUUACAAAUGUAACUUCUUUUGAUGAUAAGCAGUGCAAGAGCAAACAAGAGGAGGGUAAAAUUUGGUUCCUGCUACAAAGUGUCAGUAUAACAGUUCAAUAGCAAAUGUUUAAAUAGGCUUAGAAGAAUAUUUUUUAAAAAGAAAAAAGUUAAUGGUUAAAUUUUACACAACAAAUAUUUUAUAUGCUGGCCAAGUACCACAAGGGCCAUUUUAAAAUGAUUGAAUAUGUUUUAUAUUUAACCAGGAAGUGGUUUAGUAAUGAGACUUAACAUAAAUGAAGCUUUAUACUGUCACAGAUAGUAGUGUAGCAAUCCUUAACUUGUUUAAGUUGUAUAAAUGUACAUUUUUAAGUGGAGUUGCACUUACUGUAUUAUACUUGGAAAUGCAGCCAAAUGCCAUUGUGUAACCAAUGUGCAUUUCCUGCUGUAUGUAUGAAAAUUGUACAGCUGUGAUAUUAAGAAAUAAAUGAAACAACUUUGACA
Molecule: messenger RNA, 2987 nt
Organism: Columba livia (rock pigeon)
Lineage: Eukaryota; Metazoa; Chordata; Aves; Columbiformes; Columbidae
Gene: ING1
Product: inhibitor of growth family member 1
Exons: 2
Coding region: 1272-2036 (254 amino acids)
Biological process (GO): positive regulation of DNA-templated transcription
Cellular component (GO): nucleus
Source: RefSeq, a predicted model, not a curated record